AUGUUGCCGAUGAGCCGCUUGGGGACCCUUCUUCUCCUCGGCCAUCAGUUUCGAGCAUGUGCUGAGAGUGCAAUCCCAUCUCUGGAUGAUAGCUGUGGAGACGACGCUAGGAGUGUGUCUUGGGCCAUGUGCGGUAUGGAGGUGCCAGAUUGGAAGGUCAGGAGAGCAGAUGAGCGACAGGACGAAGUAAGGGGAGUGGUUGACAGGAGCCGAGGCGAUGGUAACUAG
Messenger RNA from Colletotrichum abscissum, 228 nucleotides. RefSeq lists its product as uncharacterized. Lineage: Eukaryota; Fungi; Ascomycota; Sordariomycetes; Glomerellales; Glomerellaceae. The transcript is spliced from 2 exons. The coding region runs from base 1 to 228 and encodes 75 amino acids. The record is from RefSeq and is a predicted model, not a curated record.